AUGAGUUAUCGAAUAGCUGGGUGGGCUCUGGUCAUUGGAUUUGGUGUGCUCAAUGGGUACAUGACCUUCAAGCCUGCCUUUGAAGCCCGAGCAUUGGAGAAGCUGAAGCAAGAGGAGCGGGCUGCUUCGGAACUUGGACCGAACAUGAUCGAAAUCCAUGCGCAGGCAAGCGACAAUACGAUCUCAUCAAACCAAAGCACGCCGAAGGCACGGGCAAAUGAGUGA
Cladophialophora psammophila CBS 110553 is the source of this 225-nucleotide messenger RNA. RefSeq lists its product as uncharacterized. The transcript has 3 exons. The coding region runs from base 1 to 225 and encodes 74 amino acids. Lineage: Eukaryota; Fungi; Ascomycota; Eurotiomycetes; Chaetothyriales; Herpotrichiellaceae. The record is from RefSeq and is a predicted model, not a curated record.